UAAGUUUAGUAUUGCUUGAAAAAUCGUAGAGUAAAGCUGUUUAUUUACGUUUUUUGACGUGAUGAUGGAGUCUCCAAUAGUACAGAUUCAUCAAGGUAAAUUGCGUGGUGCAAUAGAGAAGAAUAUGAAUGGAAAGGAUUUUUAUGCGUUUCGUGGCAUUCCGUAUGCAAAAUCACCUGUCGGAGCAUUGAGAUUUAAGGAUCCAGAGCCUCAGGAACCGUGGUCUGGAGCGAGAGAAGCUACGAAAUUUGGUAAUAUCUGCGCACAAUUUGAUUGGAUUACAAAAAAAGUAUCAGGGAGUGAUGACUGUCUUUUUUUAAAUGUUUAUUCAACAAAUUUGACUCCUGAUACCCCUCGAGCUACUCUCGUUUGGAUUCAUGGUGGUGGUUUCGUUUUUGGAUCUGGAGAUGACGAUCUAUUUGGUCCUGAUUUACUAGUUGAAAAAGAUAUUGUUCUCGUUACGAUAAACUACCGUUUAGGAAUUUUAGGAUUUCUCAAUUUGGAAGAUGAAGCUUGUCCGGGUAAUCAAGGCUUGAAAGACCAGGUGAUGGCUUUAAAAUGGGUGCAACAGAAUAUUGCAAAGUUCGGGGGUGAUCCGAAUAAUGUUACAAUUUUCGGAGAAAGUGCAGGCGCUUCUUCUGUUCAUUUUUUGACAAUCUCUCCACUUGCUCAAGGAUUGUUCCAUAAAGCAAUUUUACAAAGUGGAGUAGCUACAUGUCCAUGGGCGAUUUCAUCAGCAGAUUCAAUGAAGGAAAAGGCCGUUGUAGUAUCAUCAGUGUUGGGAAACGAAAUCACUGACACCAAGAAACUCAUCGAGUAUCUACAAUCCAUCGAUGCGCUGGAGUUGGUCAAAGCAGAACGGUCUUUUGCUUCAUGGAAGAACAGAUUCUUGAUUUGGAACCCUUUCCUACCAUCUAUUGAUUCAAAAUCUAAGAAUCCAUUUCUGGAUAUUCCUUUGGCUGAAGCUGUUAAAUCGGGUAUCAAAGUCCCUCACAUUAUAGGAUACACUAGUCAUGAAGGGAUUAUCGAUCUAGUAGAAUUGGAAAAGGAUAAUUACUCUGAAAUAGAUGCUGAUCCGGAGAAUUCACUUUUACAUCCAAAUGCUAAGAAUUUUUUAAAAGAGUUUAAUAUUUCCGUAACAGACUUGAAAAAAAUUUUUUUGGGUGAUAAAAAAAUUAGUCCCGAAAAUGGCCAAUCACUAGCAAACUUACGCUCAGCAUCCGAUUUUUUGACUGCCAUUCAUCAUGUACUUGAAAUUCAACCUAGAAUUCCCGGAAUACUUACUUAUUUGUACAAGUUCGACCAUUACUCUAAAGAAACUGCUGUUAUACAAAACUUAUUUUCAAGUGACUUGGAAGGGACCAGUCAUGCAGAGGACUUGAUGUAUUUAUUCAACGCAAAAUUAUUAGCAGCGCUUGGAAUAAAAUUACCGAGUUCUUAUCCAACAGAGAGUCUCAUUCAAAAAAUAUUUAUAGAUUUGUGGACUAACUUUGCCAAGACAGGAAAUCCAGUUACUGAAACAUCAGAUUUGAUAUCUGUCAAAUGGCAACCUGUUGACGAUUCAAAAGAGUACAACUGCUUAAAAAUCAGUAAAGAACUCAGUAUGAUAAAAGAGACUAACAUUUUGCGACAAAUAGUAGAAACUAUUCAACAAAAUGAAUCUACUUAUUUAUAAGUAUAGUUUACAAUAAACAAUGAGCAUAUU
Molecule: messenger RNA, 1705 nt
Organism: Cotesia glomerata
Lineage: Eukaryota; Metazoa; Arthropoda; Insecta; Hymenoptera; Braconidae
Product: esterase FE4-like
Exons: 8
Coding region: 62-1675 (537 amino acids)
Source: RefSeq, a predicted model, not a curated record